This is a messenger RNA of Belonocnema kinseyi, 882 nucleotides long. RefSeq names its product UPF0587 protein GA18326. Lineage: Eukaryota; Metazoa; Arthropoda; Insecta; Hymenoptera; Cynipidae. Gene Ontology annotation, molecular function: zinc ion binding. The coding region runs from base 177 to 662 and encodes 161 amino acids. The record is from RefSeq and is a predicted model, not a curated record. The transcript has a single exon.
AAUAAUAACGCAAAAAUCAAAGAUGGAGGCUACUUUGUUUUUUAUAUAGCAAGGAGAUAAUUCAUACGUCCAUAUUUAUCAUCGACCAACGUAAUUAUAGAAAGUAUAAUUUCAAAGAAUUGUGCAUCUUUGGAUUUCCAUAAAACGAGGAGUCGACACCUAAAAAAUAAAACAAAAUGGUUAAAAUCUCACUUCAGAUAAAGGCAACUCUCGAGAACAUAGAAGAGUUAAAACCGUCUGGUCCGGAGUUCCGAUGGUACCUAAAAUUUACGUGUAAUAGUUGCGGCGAGGUGUCCCAAAAAUGGAAUUAUGUUUCUUCAGACAACUAUACUCCAUCUAUUCCAAAUAGAAAUUCUGUUCAUCACUUGACCAUCAAAUGCAAACUAUGCUCCCGGGAGAAUUCCACGACAAUUAUCGAGAAUUCCAUUAAAUCUUACACUGCUGAAGACCUGGGUAAAUUCAAGGAAAUUGUUACCUUUGAUUGUCGAGGUAUCACGCCAAACGAUUUUUCUCCAAGGGAAGGCUGGAUUGUUAAAACUUCCGACGGCGGAAAGGAAUUCAGAGAUGUUGACCUGAGCGAGGGUGAAUGGGUGGAAUAUUGCGAUAAAACCAACAAAGCAGUCGGUAUCUAUGAAAUCGAAAGUAAUUUCGAAAGGAUUUAGUAAGUCUGAAAGAGUUUUGAUCGGUAAUUUAUUUCUUGUUUAAAGAUUGAUCAAUUAAUAAUAAGUACGUUUUUCAGAAGAUAAACCAAUAUUAUUAUUAAUUCACCACUGGUGUGAUUAGUUUUUAUACUCUAAUUUACAUAGGAAAAGCUUUACAUAUUUUAUGAAUUUGUCAAGAAGAUUUACGUAUCAUUGUUAUAAGAUUAAAAGAAAUUGAAAU